UCCGGGCCCGAAUAAAGCGCUGAUCUCAUGCCCCGCGCGGCCCCAGCGCUCCGGGACCGGCCCCGCGCUCGGGAUCGCCGUCGGGAUCGGCCCCGGCGCUCCGGGAUCGCCUUCGGGAUCGGCCCCGGCGCUCGGGAUCGGCUUCGGGACCCGCCCGGGGAUCGGCCCCGGGGCUUCAGCACCGGCCGCGGGUUCAGCCCCAGGUGCCCGCGGCCAUGACGCCGUACCGGCAGGAGCUGGAGAAGUACCGCGACAUCGACGAGGACAAGAUCCUGCAGGAGCUGUCCCCGGAGGAGCUGGCGCAGCUGGACGCGGAGCUGGCCGAGAUGGACCCCGAGAACGUGCUGCUGCCCGCGGGGCUGCGCCAGCGCGAUCAGACCCACAAGAGCCCCACGGGCCCGCUGGACCGGGACGCGCUCCUGCAGCACCUGGAGCGGCAGGCGCUGGAGGCCGAGGAGCGCCAGGACCUGGUGCCCUUCACCGGCGAGAAGAAAGGGAAGCCGUUUGUGCCCAAGGCGGCGGCGCCGGCGCUGCCGCGGGAGGAGCAGGUGACGCUGGAGCCGGAGCUGGAGGAGGCGCUGGCCAACGCCACCGACGCCGAGAUGUGCGACAUCGCCGCCAUCCUGGGCAUGUACACGCUGAUGAGUAACAAGCAGUACUACGACGCCAUCUGCAGCGGGAACAUCUGCAACACCGAGGGCAUCAACAGCGUGGUGCAGCCGGACCGGUACCGCCCGGUGCCGGACGAGCCCCCGAACCCCACGGACGUGGCCGAGACGCUGCGGCGGCUGCAGGACAACGACCCCGAGCUGCAGGACGUCAACCUCAACAACAUCAAGGACAUCCCUGUCCCCACGCUCGAGGCCAUCUGCGGCGCCAUCAAGACCAACACGCACGUGCGCAGCCUCAGCCUGGUGGCCACGCGCAGCAACGACCUGGUGGCCAACGCGGUGGCCGAGAUGCUGGAGCACAACCAGAGCCUGCAGAGCCUCAACCUCGAGUCCAACUUCAUCACCAGCGCGGGGAUGCUGCGGCUGCUGGCGGCGCUGGGGCGGUGCCACAGCCUGAGCGAGAUCCGCCUCGACAACCAGUGCCAGCGCCUCGGGGACACGGUGGAGAUGGCCAUGGCAGCCACCCUGGAGCAGUGUCCCUCCCUGCUGAGGUUCGGCUACACCUUCACCCUGCAGGGCCCGCGGGCGCGCGCCGCCGCCGCCCUCACCCGCAACAACGAGCUCCGUCGCCAACAGAAGAAAUCCUAAAACCCCCCCGAGCUCAGGAACCGCUGGGAAUAAAGUGGAAAAAUGGUGCAAAAACGUCCCAAAAAAUUCCCACUUUA
Zonotrichia leucophrys gambelii is the source of this 1336-nucleotide messenger RNA. RefSeq names its product tropomodulin 4 (gene TMOD4). Gene Ontology annotation, molecular function: tropomyosin binding. Gene Ontology annotation, cellular component: cytoskeleton; myofibril; striated muscle thin filament. NCBI's taxonomy places the organism in Eukaryota, Metazoa, Chordata, Aves, Passeriformes, Passerellidae. Bases 216 to 1259 code for a protein of 347 amino acids. The transcript has 10 exons. The record is from RefSeq and is a predicted model, not a curated record. Gene Ontology annotation, biological process: actin filament organization; myofibril assembly; muscle contraction.